Onychostoma macrolepis is the source of this 6699-nucleotide messenger RNA. RefSeq names its product glycerol-3-phosphate acyltransferase 4-like. Gene Ontology annotation, biological process: triglyceride biosynthetic process. Gene Ontology annotation, molecular function: glycerol-3-phosphate O-acyltransferase activity. Bases 852 to 2261 code for a protein of 469 amino acids. Gene Ontology annotation, cellular component: endoplasmic reticulum. The record is from RefSeq and is a predicted model, not a curated record. The transcript has 13 exons. Lineage: Eukaryota; Metazoa; Chordata; Actinopteri; Cypriniformes; Cyprinidae.
UGAGCUUCUCAGUUUUGCUGUAAAGAUGCGAGUUAUUAUUAAACCUGUAGCGGAAGCAGCGCAUUGCUAGCGCGAUCACACACGAUCUGUUACUUUUCUCAGCGCUUCUCAGGAUUAACCAAUCACAUUCGGUUGUGAUUGCUAGCUACUUUAUAUAAUACAUUUGUAGCAAUUUCAAGAGCGAAUCUGUAUCAUUUAUACCAAUCUUUUGAAUCUAGGGAUAUAACUAAUGGUUUUAGGGUACACAUUUCUCCAGUGAGACAGAAGACGCGUUGAGGUGCGCCUGUGUCGCAGUGGGGGAUUGUGUUUUUGAGCCUCCCCGCGCCUCCUGGUGGCAGACAGGCGUGUGAUUCCUGUGAAAACUCCAGUGAUGUGGUCACAGACACGCGUCAGCUCGUACGUCACUCACGACACGCGGAUCUUCGGUCUCGCAUCUUCUCUCCGGGACAGUCUGCCGGUGUGAGGAGGACGCGCCCUCGGCUCCAGAACGAGCAGCUCCGUGAAGCGCCGAGGUUCUUUAUGUCAGGGUUCUGAGCGAAUAGCUGUCAAGUUCUGAGCCUACAGUCAUCUGAGUUGCCGGUGUUGAAGAAUAUGCAUCAUUAAAUGCAAAGUAAAUUGCCUCUGGGCAGUGCCUCUUGCAGAAUGAUGUUUUUACUUCAUCCAGUCAUGCGCCAUUGGAAAUGAAAGACUUUAUAAUGUCACCUGUCUUCUUUAUGAAUCCAUUCCACCUCAUGCUCUGGAGACUUUGACCCUAAAAGUGCCAGAGAUAGCUGCCUUUUGGGGUGUCCACUUUCCUUUCCCAAUUGAUUUAUUUUCUUCCUAAAAACAAACCACUUUUUCAUUUUGUAAAAAUGGGCCCUUUUAUGUCUCCGUUCAAUAAUCUGCUGUGCAUGCUGUUGGGCAUCUCUUUCACUGUCUGGUUCACACUGCUCUUGGUCUUCAUCAUCGUUCCUGCCAUUUUCGGUCUGUCCUUUGGUAUCCGCAGCCUCUACAUGAAGACGCUGCUCAAGGUGUUUAAGUGGGCCACAGUGAGAAUGGAAAGAGGAGCCAAGGAGAAGAACCAUCUUCUGUACAAGCCUUACAGUCUUAAUGGCAUUAUUGCUAAAGAAAUUACAUCGCUGGAAGAGGAGCUCAAAGAGAUUCGGCGAAACGGCAGCAGCCGAGAGUUGGAUGGCUCCGCCUCCACCACCACAGGCCCCUCCCCUUCCUCAUCAGAGUUUGAAAUGUCUGACACCUUCUAUUUCUGCCGCCGUGGGAUUGAAUGCAUCGUAGACGACGAGGUUACCAAAUGUUUCACGGCAGAGGAACUUGAGUCCUGGAACUUGCUGACCAGGAGCAACUAUAACUUCCAACACAUUAGCUCCAGACUGACCGUGCUGUGGGGUCUCGGCGUUGUCAUCCGCUAUGGGUUCCUGCUGCCCCUCAGGUUAACAUUAGCAAUCACAGGAGUGAGCCUAUUGGUUGUCUUCACCACCAUGAUUGGUUUUCUGCCCAAUGAGAGGGUGAAAAAUUUUCUCAGUGAGAAAGUACACCUGAUGUGUUACCGUAUCUGUGUGAGAGCACUGACUGCUAUCAUCACAUACCAUCACAGUGAAAAUAAACCCAAGAAUGGAGGCAUCUGUGUCGCCAACCACACAUCACCCAUUGACGUCAUUAUACUGGCCAGUGACGGAUGCUAUGCAAUGGUGGGUCAGAUCCAUGGGGGCCUGAUGGGGCUCAUUCAGAAGUCUAUGGUGAAAGCUUGUCCACACAUUUGGUUCGAGCGCUCAGAAGUCAAAGAUCGCCAUCUAGUGGCUAAAAGGUUGAGCGAUCACGUAAAAGACAAAAGCAAACUGCCCAUCCUUAUAUUCCCCGAAGGUACCUGCAUUAAUAAUACAUCGGUCAUGAUGUUCAAAAAAGGAAGCUUUGAAAUUGGCUCAACUGUCUACCCCGUCGCCAUAAAGUAUGACCCUCGGUUCGGGGACGCCUUCUGGAACAGCAGUAAGUUUGGGAUGGUGAAUUAUCUGCUCAGGAUGAUGAGUAGCUGGGCCAUCGUCUGCAGCGUGUGGUACCUACCUCCGAUGAGCCGUCAGGAAGGUGAGGAUGCAAUGCAGUUUGCUAACAGAGUAAAGGCAGCCAUUGCCAGACAGGGUGGUCUGGUGGACCUGCUGUGGGACGGUGGGUUGAAACGAGGAAAAGUGAAAGACACUUUCAAAGAGGAGCAACAAAAACUCUACAGCAAGAUUUUGGUUGGAACGCAAGAGGACCGCAGUCGUUCUUGAGGAGAGGAAGAUGAAUCAGGUGAGGACCUGGAGGCCAAGAGACAGUUCUGACACCUGGACAACGACGUUAUGCUUUUGUUUUACGUCACAUAGUAAGAACUGUCCUUGUUUAAUUGUUCAUCAAAGGACCAAAGCGUGUCCAGUGUUCGGUCAGAUCGUGAUCAAAACACCAUGAGACGUGUUUUGAUGCGUAAUGUUCCUUUGACCGAAGUCAAUGUAGCGUGAUUCAGUCUGUAGUGGCCGAGUUACCCAAGAGGAGUCAUAAGGAUGCAAUACAGCAGUUUAAUGGUUUCUUUCUCUUUAUUUUUUUAUUUGUUAUGGUUUCUUUUUCUUUUAUUAUCAUUUGCUCUUAACGUGUCAUUAGGACGCAGUAAACUAUUAAAUCUGAUGGCCAUGUAUGGUUGACGGAAACGCUUCAUCAGGCUCUACAUAGGUGUCCGAAAGCAUUUCCAUCUCUCUGCUAUACUUCUGCUGCGUGAAUCACUGUAAUCCUGGAUUUUACCAGGAGAAAACAGCAGAAAUAUGCAUGGAAACUUGCAGUUUAUUUUGAGGACAUCAAGCUUAUCCUGACCUUUGCAGAUGAAUAAUCUGCAUUAGCUUUUCAAAAUACCUCUGGAUAAACAAUCAAACCUGUGUGAAGGGUUUGAGAAGAAUUUGUUAUUGUUAUGUUUUUGUUUAGUUUUUCGUCCUUGUGUGAAAGAUCCAGAACUCUUUUCCAUUUCCAUUUCCAUCUGGGAGUCAAAUCAUACGAGUCUUAAUGACAUUGGCCAAGUGAUGGCCAAUUGAAAACUCUAUGAAGUGUUGUUCAGGUACUGCACACAUUCAAAUUAAAACCAUUACUUGUGAUGUUUAAACAACACUAUGCAGCAUGUACUGUACAUAUGCAACCAGUGUUUCCUACAGGAUAUUUGUUUUUUAGAUCAACCACCCUAAAACUUGUUAAACAAUAACCCAUUUUUCAACACAUCAGUAAAAUUCUAUUAUUAUUUAAAAAUAAAAUACAUUUUAUCACAACAAAACUCAAGUUCUGUUGCAAAUUUAAAAACUGCACACAACACCGUUAUCAGUUCUGGGCUCAUUUUGAGUUCAAUGAUAAUAUGAUCCAAUUAAAUAAGCGAUUCAGACCAAUGCAAAUAGGCUGAAUGAGCAUGAAAAUUCACUCUCUGAUAGUACGUGCCAUAUUUUACAUGUAAAAUGUAAAUUGCAUUGAUGACAUGCUUAUGUCUGAACAGAUGCAUCAAUUGCCAUUUAUUCAAAUUAAAAUAUUUCUCGCUCUGAAUUUUUACACAGAGCAUUAGUCUUAAACAGGGUGUCAGACCUCAAACUAAAAAAUGCCACGUCAUUGCAAAUAAAGCAUUAGCGCCACAAUGUCCUGAAUAUCAGUGCAGGAAACACUGUAUGCAACUAACUAGCUCUAAAACUAAAACACUACGGGCUCAUAAUGAAGCAGAAUCAAAACAUUCGGUAAACAGAAAAGCUGUCUGAAAUCGUAUAUUCUCUGAAUAGGUGCUUCUUUUGAAUAAGUAAUUAAUUUGUGACCGCUAAAAUGUGUUUUAUAUAGUAUGAAUGAAAUCCAGAUGUACUACAUAUGUCAUGUUGUCAUUUGUCAUUUGUACGUCUGUUGCCUUACUGUUGUUCACAAAUCCUCUCCCAUGGCAUUAUCUGGAUACUUUUCAAGCUGUGUAAUUCUUAAAGGGAUAGUUCACCCAAAAAUGAAAAUUCUGUCAUUAAUUAUUCACCCUCAUAUCCAGUGUUGGGCACGUUACUUUAAAAAAGUAAUUAGUUAUAGUUACUAGUUACUUCUCACAAAUAGUAACUGAGUAAGUAACUCAGUUACAUCAUUAUAAAAGUAACUAAUUACCAGGAAAAGUAACUAUUGUGUUACUUUAAAAAAAAAAAAAGUUCAAAUAUGUCAAAUAACUUGGAUACCCCCAAUAUUAAAUAUGUAAAAUGAAGGAAAUGGACACUAAAUAGAAUGAAUUAUUAUUAUAAUACAUUGUACACUAAUCUACACUAUUUUAAUGUUACUGUGGGACAAUGUGAGAGACACCUAUCAAAUUGCAAGGGGAAUAAGUCUAGAUAUUUAUACUGUAGAUGCUGCUAUAUUAACUAUAGGCUGUUAUAUGUACACUGGAAAAAUAAAAAAGCUUUCAUGGGCAGCCUAGAAUAUCAUGCACUUUCACAACAAAAUAAGCUUUUUUUGUUUAUUAACAAUAUUGUUAAUUAAUUAUUAACAAUAAAAAAAAAAACCUCUUUUGUUCUCUUUCUCUGGACCAUUGUUUCUACACUGGUGAUUUUUUUUCAACUAACUUUAUUUAUACCAAACAAGGCCAUAAUCUAGAACAUUAGGGAGACUAUUGUUUUGAGGAAAAUAUUAAGACCAGACCACUAUGGUAAUGGUAAAGCAACUAAAUAAAUAAUACGAUUUUUUGUAAAGUAAUCAAUCUGAACUGCAAAUAAUAUUUUUAUAUUAAAAUAUGGACCCAUUCAAUUUUAGUUGUAUUCCUAAUAUGUUGAAAACGCAAGUCAGAAAAAUUCUAUUGUCAUCGCAAUAAUUAUGAAUUACACGAAUCACGUAAAAUAACAGCCCAACUUUCAAUUCACAACGGUCACAAUUUAAAAGAUCGAAUAGUUUGCAUCACUGGAUAUUACAGUGGAGCCGACUGUUGCUAUAGUAAGCUAGCUGGAGGCAAAACAAAGGAAAACUGGAGGAGGCUACAUAAGGAGCUUAAAAUAUCAUCUUGUUGUGAUCAGGGCUGUACACAGGUUUUUAUAAAUACCGAGGUCCCAAAAUGGAGAUUGGUAUGGGGGUUCGGGGGCAUGCUCCCUCGAGAAAAUAUUCCUGACCUACAUGUGCGCAUUUUAAGAUGUUUUAAGGCUCAUAAAUUAGAUAAUAAUAUAGGUUUAAAACCAAGUCAGUGGGCAGUAGUAGCAUAAAUAAUUUUUCAAGAUUUAUCAACAGAUUAUUAAGCAUGAAAAUCAGAUUAAAUGUUGCAAUGAAUGAUCCACAAACUGGAAAUAGAGAAGAGAUAGUUUGUUUGUUUAUGAAUUUAAUAAACUCAGUUAUAAUUAUCCUGGUAGGCUUCAGUAAAAUCAGGUGUCUAAAAUGAAUUUAAACUGAUUUUUACAUUUUAUGGGCAUUUUUACCUUUAUAUAAAGCCUUUUUUUUUUCUAAAAGUUUCCAUUAUCUUUUGAGUCAAAUUCUUACAUUUAAUCAGUUUAGAAUAAGAAUAAGACAUUCUGGCUGAUACCAAGCAAGUGAAAUCAACACAAUCAUUGUCAUCUGAAGUGACAUUUAGACGUAUUUACACAGUGUUUAAUGCAGGACAUAAAUGCAUUUAACCUGCAAUUACAAAUGCAUAAAAAAUGUUUUGAUAUAUUGAUAUUUGAAAUGAUUUAAAACUUUAGAGAAAGUCGAAAUGUGAAAUUAAACCCGCCAGUAGGUGGCAGCAAGUCAUGUUAAUAAGUGAGUCAUUGCGAUUGAACCGAAUCAUUUAAACAGUAAAUUCAUUCAGGAACAAAACACCGUCAUGUUGCUCAGAGACGCAAAACAGUGCUGUGGCUGUGUUUGGAAUGAAUUAUUUUGUCGAAACAGAGCAAAAACAGGCAAUAUAGUGUCUAAAACAUAAGUCUCUUAAUUAACUUAUUGUUUAUUGAGCUGUUGUAAAAAAUCUAUAUCACAUUUGUAAUCAUGGUAAUUUUUGGAGAAAAAUGGCACUCUUCGUAUGAAAUUGAUUAACUAUAUGAAGUGGUGUAAAUAUACAUUUUCUGCCCCCAUGUCUUUAAUUUGUGAUCAUUCUAAAUGCCUUUUAAUAGACUGAGUCAUGCAGAGAAAGAACGCACUCUAAAUGCGCACACUAGUGUAGACUUUACGUAACGUACCCGUGCACUCUAGGGGUAGUUUUGAAUGGUUUUUGCAAAAUACUCGAUAAUGUCAAAUCGCACAUCGUUAAAACAACAAUUAAGAUAUUAGGCAUCUCUGAUGAGAAGAUCUGUUAUCUUGGCUUUUUAUCCUUGCAGCACCAAAGCAUAAUAUAAGGUAAUUUUACAACUUCUGUUACUGGAAAAAUACCGAGGUCCGGACCUCGGGGACCUCAAUGGUGGGUACGGCCCUGGUUGUGAUGUUGGGUGCCAGAAUCGACAUAGUACAGGCUCCAAUUUGAAAUUUUAUCGCAUACCUGCUGCCCAAAAACCGAAAACAGCUGCGGUUAAACACGAUAAAACGAGCGGACUGGACAGAAACGAUCGGCAAAAAUGCUCGCGUUUGCAGCGCACACUUCUUAUCAGAAAAGGUUUAAUAAACUAUUGUCUUUUGUUGUUAUGGAUUAUGGUUUGUGUUACGUGUCUGAAGAUUUCUUAUGCAUCUCACGACUAUAUCGUGUAUGAAAUGUCUGUGUCUGUGUGUGUGUGUAAAUUAAAACAACAAACUGACGAUUUA